AGUAACAAGUUAUAAGUACUUCUGGGGUAGUACUCACAAUGGGUUCGACUGUGAUAUCAAUUCCAGAUGAAGAGCUUUCUCUUCCUCUUCCAAGCAUUAAGGAAGAGAAAAAGAGACAAAACAAGCUUUCAAUAAUAAUCUCUUAUCUACAAAAGAACAAGCAGAAAAUGAGAAAGCUCAUUCACAGCUUCAAGGUUGGGAUUGCCCUGGUCUUGGUUUCACUUCUCUAUCUGCUUGAUCCUCUCUAUGAACAAGUCGGAGAAAAUGCAAUGUGGGCAAUAAUGACCGUCGUCGUCAUCUUCGAGUUCUAUGCAGGUGCUACACUUAGCAAGGGCUUAAACCGAGGAUUAGGAACCAUCUUAGGAGGUGGACUUGGGUGCUCAGCUGCAACUUUAGCUCAAGAAGUGACUGGCAUGGGCAAGGCCAGCACCAUAAUCAUUGGUUCUUCUGUAUUUAUAGUCGGUGCAGCUGGGACAUAUGUUAGAUUGCAGCCGAGCAUCAGGAAGAGAUACGACUAUGCAGCAAUGAUAUUCAUACUGACCUUCAAUCUGGUGAUUGUUUCGGGUUUACGUGCCGAGGAGGUGUUGGAAUUGGCUCGUGAUCGGCUAUCAACCAUCGGAAUGGGUUUCGCCGUCUGCAUCUUCAUAAGCUUGCUCGUUUCCCCCACAUGGGCCAGUGAUGAGCUUCAUGACUCGAUCUCCAGUAAAUUCCAUGACCUUGCAAAAGCUAUUGAAGAAUGCCUUGAAGAUUACUUCCGAUUAGAUAACAAGCCUGGCCGACCGAGUUCCAAUUCCAGUGGUUGCAAAUCGGUGUUGCACUCGAAGUCUAAAGAUGAGUCGCUGGCAAAUUUUGCGAAGUGGGAACCAUGGCAUGGGAAAUUUGGUCUUUACUACCCAUGGAACAAAUAUCUACAGGUUGGAGAGCAGCUAAGGGACCUCGCUACUAUUGUUCUUUCCCUCAAAGCCUGCCUUCAAUCUCCUAGACAGCCAUCAUCUAGUGUGAGACAGUCGAUUAAAGAGCCUAGCAAAGCUGUAGGGUUUUCAUUCGCAGUGACUCUGCGAGAGAUCGGAGAGAGCGUUAUGAAGAUGAGAAGAAGCCAAGAAGAAGCUAUGAUCAUGCCCAAGUUGAAGUCAAUGAGAGUAGAACUGAACUCCAUCAUUUCUUCUUCCAAGAUUGGACCAUUACAAAAUGUCGAUGAACUUGCGAUUUCAUGUUUUGUUUUCCUGUUAAUGGAGAUGGUCGAAAAGGUUGAAGAGUUGGCAAAGGAGGUUGAAGAACUUGGUGAACUCGCUGAAUUUCGUACCAAAUAACCAUGUAUAAGUGUAUAUAUAUAUACAUGGCAAUGGUCUUCUUAACAGCUAUCAGUACAUACUUUGAGCACAUGGUAUUAUGCUGUACGCCUGUACAUAACCAUUUGCCAAUUUUGGCCUGGAACUACAUGUUGUAUGUACGAGACCAAAUGAUGGGACUUGGUAU
Messenger RNA from Argentina anserina (silverweed cinquefoil), 1476 nucleotides. Its product is annotated as aluminum-activated malate transporter 2-like. Gene Ontology annotation, cellular component: plant-type vacuole membrane. NCBI's taxonomy places the organism in Eukaryota, Viridiplantae, Streptophyta, Magnoliopsida, Rosales, Rosaceae. Gene Ontology annotation, biological process: malate transport. The transcript has 6 exons. Bases 39 to 1310 code for a protein of 423 amino acids. The record is from RefSeq and is a predicted model, not a curated record.